CUUAUCACGCAAAUCGAAUAGAGCAUACUUGGGCUAGUCACACAUCUAAUCGUCAAGCGUGCGGACGGACACACAAAAUGUGCAAACAUUUCCUGCUUUUGUUGCUAUUGGGUGCUCUAAGCCUCAAAGCCACGCGCAUUCAUGCAGCAGCUAUCAGGAGAACCUCUCUGGUCAAUGCAACUCCGAUUGGCCAGAAGAUUUACUAUAUUGAGGAAUCACUGCGCGUGAAUUGGUUCCAUGCGGGUAAUCUCUGUCGCCAGCUGAACGGGUUUCUGGUCAACCCUGAGAGUGAGCAAGAGCUGCUCGAGCUGAGUGCCCGAUUGCACCCAGCGAAGAGCUAUUGGCUAUCGCUCUAUGAGCUGGCCACACCGGGCGUAUACGUAUCGCAGGCAACGGGCAAGGAUGCCCAGUUCCUGCGCUGGUCCGCCGGCCAGCCGGACAACACUGGCGGUGUGGAGCAUUGCGUGGAGCUCUGGCGACCAGGCAGCUCCUUUCAAAUGAAUGACGCCUCCUGCGAGACGCCGCUGCACUUUAUCUGUGAGUUGGGAUCUGAGUCGGAUUAGUUGAACGAA
This is a messenger RNA of Drosophila arizonae, 572 nucleotides long. It is a transcript of the gene lectin-37Db, whose product is annotated as C-type lectin 37Db. NCBI's taxonomy places the organism in Eukaryota, Metazoa, Arthropoda, Insecta, Diptera, Drosophilidae. The record is from RefSeq and is a predicted model, not a curated record.